AUGAAGAUCAGAGAGAGUGAGAUGGGGAGGGCUCCAUGUUGUGACAAGGCAAAUGUGAAGAGAGGUCCAUGGUCUCCUGAAGAAGAUGCAAAGCUUAAAGAUUACAUAGAGAAUCAAGGCACUGGUGGCAACUGGAUUUCUCUCCCUCACAAAGCUGGUUUAAAGAGAUGUGGGAAGAGUUGCAGACUGAGAUGGUUGAACUAUUUGAGACCAAACAUAAGACAUGGAGAUUUCACUGAGGAAGAAGACAAUAUUAUAUUCAGCCUCUAUGCCUCCAUUGGAAGCAGGUGGUCAGUAAUAGCAGCUCACUUGCAUGACAUGGGCAGUCUGGUAAAUUCUCCAAACAGCAAUAAGCUCAUAAUGAACCAUCAAGAAUACAGCCAGAAGCAAAGUACGAACAAGGGAAUAAUGUUGUUGAGUGAUGUAAGAAGUGGGUCAAGUACAACGAGUACAGUAACAAGAGUGAAGAUGGAACAUGAUGAUCAUGAUCAUGAUCAUCAUGAAGAGGAGGAGAGAUCAAUAGAAGAUUAUGGAAUGGAGGAGAUCAAGCAAUUAAUAAGUAGUAGCUGUACGAGUAGUAGUAGCAAUAGCUUGUGGUUUGAUGAAAACAAGGGAGAGGAUAAGUUCAUGUCGUACUAUUGA
Thlaspi arvense is the source of this 642-nucleotide messenger RNA. The record is from the annotation of a GenBank genome assembly. Lineage: Eukaryota; Viridiplantae; Streptophyta; Magnoliopsida; Brassicales; Brassicaceae.